ACUUAAAAUGGAAUUUUUUUGACGAAGUCCUUAGAGUGUAUACAAACCCCACACGGCCACACCCAGAUCAAUAUUAGAGAGUAUACUUACUCUUGCAGAAAAUUGAUCAUAAACUACUUGAAAGACGACGUCGUUGAGUAGUUCAUGCGUGGCUUUCUUCUGCAAUUGAAUUUCACGCUGCGAACAAGAAGAAGAAAAUGUCAUCACUGUUUAUGAGAUUAACAAGGUCAAAUGACUUAUGCAUUUUCUCUAUUGGGAAAGAUUCUUAAGAUGGGUUAUCAGCCGAAUAUCGUAACCUUGAAUACCCUUAUCAAAGGUCUUUGUCUUAAUAAUGAGGUUCAGAAAGCAUUGUACUUUCAUGAUGAUCUUAUCGCUAAGGGAUUUCAGUUGGACCAUGUUAGUUACGGGACAUUUGAUCAAUGGGUUGUGUAAAAUGGGACAUACAACACCUGCCCUCCAACUGUUGACAAGACUCGAAAAAGGAUCAGUAAAGCCUGAUGUGAUGAUGUAUAAUACAAUCAUUGAUAGCAUGUGCAAAGAUAAGCUUGUAGAUGAUGCUUGUCAAUUAUUUUCUGAAAUGGUUAUCAAGGGUAUUUCGCCUACUGUUGUCACUUAUAGUGCUCUAAUCUAUGGUUUUUGUAUUGUCAGUCAAUUAAAACAAGAUAGGAAUGCCAACAAUCGAAUGCUACAAAUGCGUAAUACUCCUUCCAUUAUUGAAUUUACCAAGAUUUUAGGUUCUCUUGUUAAAACUAAGAACAAUUACUCAACUGUUAUUUCCCUUUCUCACCAAAUGGAAUUCCAUGGAAUUAGGUCUGACAUUUUCACUAUUACAAUUUUGAUCAAUUGUUACUGUCAUAUAGGUCAAAUGACUUGUGCAUUUUCUCUAUUGGGAAAGAUUCUUAAGAUGGGUUAUCAGCUGGAUGUAGUAACCGUGAAUACCCUUAUCAAAGGUCUUUGUCUUAAUAAUGAGGUUCAGAAAGCAUUGUACUUUCAUGAUGAUCUUAUCGCUAAGAGUGUGUUUGGAUGA
Trifolium pratense (red clover) is the source of this 1027-nucleotide messenger RNA. RefSeq names its product pentatricopeptide repeat-containing protein At1g63150-like. The coding region runs from base 332 to 1027 and encodes 231 amino acids. The record is from RefSeq and is a predicted model, not a curated record. NCBI's taxonomy places the organism in Eukaryota, Viridiplantae, Streptophyta, Magnoliopsida, Fabales, Fabaceae. The transcript has 2 exons. Gene Ontology annotation, molecular function: protein binding.